Manis javanica (Malayan pangolin) is the source of this 5088-nucleotide messenger RNA. Lineage: Eukaryota; Metazoa; Chordata; Mammalia; Pholidota; Manidae. The record is from RefSeq and is a predicted model, not a curated record.
CCCUCUAGCCUCUGUUUCUGCUGGGAUGGCGAUUAGGUGGCUGGAGGGCCAGGACUCAGUUCCCCUGCCUUAGUCCGGGGGUAGUGGGUGGGACUCCACACAAAACUGAUUUUCCAAAAGCGGAUUUCGUUCAUUUUUUGCUGCACUUUCUCUGAGUUAAAGCCUAAGGAAAAAGCGCGGAGCAGGAGCCGCCCCAGGCGGCAGACACCUGCGGGGGAGGAGGGGAGCGCCUCCCGCAGACCCAGGGGACUGGGACCCUGAGUGACCUCACCGUGGUGCGUUUUAGCCGCUACUUUCUUUUUCAGUCUUUCUGAGCAAGGAAGGGGAGGAGUUCUGAAAAGAAGUCGCUUGCAGCAAGGAACGGAACUGCAAGGGGUCCUUUGGGGUCAACAGAGAGACAGUGCGGAUUGGCAAGGCGCGCCCUGCCGCUGCCGGAGAGCCGGAAACGCAGCCCCGAGGUCUGGGAAGCCGCCGGGGUACAACAAGAAGGUGUAACCAUCUACAAUCCAGGAAGAGAACUUUUUCAUCAGAGUUCAACCGUGUUGGCACCCUGACCUUGGACUUCCACAAGUGCACCCCAGUCACCGGUGUCCUUGAUCUGAGAGUGGCUACUGUUGUGUACUUGUGUACUCUCCCACACAAGAAGUCAGCUUACUAGGCGGCGAUCUGCAGCCUGUCAGAGGCCGCCAGCACCAUGUUCUGCAGGAAGCUGAAGGAACUCAAGAUCACAGGGGAGUGUCCUUUGUCCUUACUGGCCCCAGGGCAGGUUCCUAGAGAGCCAGCAGAGGAAGCAGCAGAAAGCUCAGAAAGCUGCAAAGCAGCUCUGCCCAUCUGUCAGGAUGUUCCUGAGAAAAAUGUACAAGGAAGUCUUCCUCAAAGAAAGACCAGUCGGAGUCGAGUCUAUCUUCACACUUUGGCUGAGAGUAUUUGCAAACUGAUUUUCCCAGAGUUGGAGCGGCUGAAUCUUGCUCUUCAGAGAACAUUGGCAAAACACAAAAUAAAAGAAAGCAGGAAAUCUUUGGAAAGAGAAGAUGUUGAAAAAAUAAUUGCAGAUCAAGCAAUUGCAGCAGGAGUUCCAGUGGAGAUUAUCACAGAAUCUCUCGGUGAAGAGCUUUUUCAAAUCUGUUACGAGGAAGAUGAACAUAUCCUUGGUGUGGUCGGAGGGACCCUCAAAGAUUUUUUGAAUAGCUUCAGCACCCUCCUGAAACAAAGCAGCCACUGUCAAGGAGCAGAAAAGAAAGGCAGGUUUGAGGACGCUUCCAUUCUAUGCCUGGAUAAAGAUCAUGAUUUCUUAAAUGUUUACUAUUUCUUCCCUAAACGAAUCACAUCCCUGAUUCUUCCUGGCAUCAUCAAGGCAGCUGCUCACAUACUCUACGAAACCGAAGUGGAAGUGUCCUUAACACCUCCGUGCUUCCAGAGUGACUGCAGCGAGUUUGUUAACCAGCCUUACUUGUUAUACUCCCUUCACGUCAAGAGCAGCCGGCCGUCCCUGUCCCCAGGCAAGCCCCAGUCCUCGCUGGUGAUCCCCGCUUCCCUCUUCUGUAAGACGUUUCCUUUCCAUUUCAUGUUUGACAAGGAUCUCACGAUCCUGCAAUUGGGCAAUGGCAUUAGAAGACUGACGAACAGGAGAGACUUUCAAGGAAAGCUCAACUUUGAAGAGUACUUUGAAAUUCUGACUCCCAAAAUCAGCCAAACAUUUAGUGGCAUCAUGACCACGUUGAAUAUGCAGUUCGUUGUCCGAGUGAGGAGAUGGGACACCUCUGUGAAGAGAUCUUCAAGGGUCAUGGACCUCAAGGGCCAAAUGAUCUACAUAGUUGAGUCCAGUGCAAUCUUGUUCUUGGGGUCACCCUGUGUGGACAGAUUGGAAGAUUUUACAGGACGGGGUCUCUACCUCUCAGACAUCCCAAUUCACAACGCCCUGAGGGAUGUCGUGUUGAUAGGCGAACAGGCCAGAGCUCAAGAUGGCCUGAAGAAGAGGCUGGGCAAGCUGAAAGCCACCCUUGAACAAGCCCACGGAGCCCUGGAGGAGGAGAAGAAGAAGACUGUUGACCUCCUGUGCUCCAUAUUCCCCGGCGAGGUGGCGCAGCAGCUGUGGCAAGGGCAGGCUGUGCAAGCCAAGGAGUUCCGCAGCGUGACCAUGCUCUUCUCAGACAUCGUUGGGUUCACGGCCAUCUGCGCCCAGUGCUCACCGCUGCAGGUCAUCACCAUGCUCAACGCGCUCUACACUCGCUUCGACCGCCAGUGCGGACAGCUGGAUGUCUACAAGGUGGAGACCAUUGGUGAUGCGUACUGUGUGGCCGGGGGAUUACACAAAGAAAGUGAUACGCAUGCCGUUCAGAUAGCGCUGAUGGCCCUGAAGAUGAUGGAGCUCUCCAGUGAAGUUGUGUCUCCCCAUGGAGAACCUAUCAAGAUGCGAAUUGGACUGCAUUCUGGGUCGGUUUUUGCAGGCGUGGUUGGAGUUAAAAUGCCCCGUUACUGUCUUUUUGGGAACAACGUCACCUUGGCUAACAAAUUUGAGUCUUGCAGCGUACCACGGAAAAUCAAUGUCAGUCCCACGACCUACAGAUUACUCAAAGACUGCCCUGGUUUUGUAUUUACCCCUCGAUCAAGGGAGGAACUUCCACCAAACUUCCCCAGUGAAAUUCCUGGAAUCUGUCAUUUUCUGGAAGCUUAUCAACAAGGAACAAAUUCAAAACCAUGGUUCCAAAAGAAAGAUGUGGAAGAUGGCAGUGCCAAUUUUUUAGGCAAAGCAUCGGGAAUAGAUUAGCAAAAUAAAUACAUGAUCAGUAGGCUUUGGGGUUUGACUCCUUCGAGUAUAUGUGGAACCUCCGAAAGCACUUUAGGUUUGCAGAUGGCUACAGAGCAGUAUUAAAAUUUCAGGAGCUAGUCACCAUCUACUUUUCUUCCACUUAACAUGACAAAAAAAUGCAUUUACUUCAACACUCAGACUGUUCGGUGGAGAAAAAAAAGAAAGAAAUCUGAAAAAGUGACUUUUGGGAGACUUUGUUAAUGUAACAAUCACUUAUUAUCCAUAUUCAAAAUUCGGCACAUUGUACAUAUGUCAGGCAAUUGUAGUGACCUAUACAACCUGAUGGAGUCACCUGUGGUCUCGUGCCUGGUGGAAUGCCAUGCUCAUUAAUGUGUAUUUGUGAUAGUAUUGCCUUAAAAAAGCUGUUUGAAUAUAAAUUAUAGUGUUUGAUGCCAGAAGCUCUCUAAACCUUUCAACUCUACAUUUUAUCACAUUGCCUCAUUUAACUGUCUGCUUAUAUAACAAAAUAGAUUGUUUUUUUCUCUGUUGCACUUUUUUCUUUUUUUAAGAAAAUAAGCAAUUAUGGGUUAGAUGCAAUAUGAAUAUAAAAUAGUUCUAUAAAUAUCAAAGAUCAUUUUAUAACCAUGGUCAUCAUAACAAUAAAUAUUUCCUUUUGUUUGACUUUUUUUUUAUAAUUCUGCACAUGGUAAAGGCGAUUACCAUUCAUCUUAACAGCUUAAUUCUAUUAAUUCACUUUUGUGUCAGAACAUUCAGGAUAAAAGAGGCUUGCAGCCUAUAGUAAAAUGCAGUAUCAUUCUAAUUAAAUUUAACCUGAAGCAGCAUAGGAGUGAACUAAGCAUCGAUAGAGCAUACCAUAAAGUCCAGGUAAAACGUUACACACACACACACACAGACACACACACAGACACACACACACACACACACACACACACACAGUAACUUGGAUUUCUUCCAGCAGUCAUCCUUCAUUGCCAUGCUGAGCCAUAUAAAGUUCCAAUAAGAAAAUCUAAGUUCAGAAGUGGGAAAUAAGACUUCUUUUUGCUUAUAGCUUAUUUUUAAGUAUGCUGAACACUUUGAUGUGUGUACAUGUCCUAAGAAUCAUUAAGAUGUUUUUAUCUUAUUAAGUACACAUCUGUGAUUUUUUUUUUUCUAAUUGAAGUAUCUCAAUGAUAUUUUUAAAAGAAAAUGUUAGUAUUGAUGAAGCAAACGAUGCUGUGAUUUCAUUUGAAAAUUCCUAAACAUUUUUCUGAAACUUGAACUUUUAUUUCUUAGGAUGUUGAUUUAAUAUCUCUGGUGAACUAAAGAACCUGCAGUUUGGUUUGGGAUAAGGAUUUGAUUUUUAAAAGAGCUCAACUUCAAAGCAAGAGAAAGAUGACCAUUAGAAUUUUCAAAUCAGUAUUAACAGAGGCAUAGAUACACUGAACUCUUACUUUGGGUUCAAGGAAGUAACUCAGUUUCAGAGUUCCUUAAUUAUCUCCAGUACCCCCCAGGAUAGUGCAUGGUGACCUCAGGAAUAAAAAGUCAUUACUGAUUGGCCUCUAGACUUCCAAAUGUACUACUACAGAUGUGAAAAUAGCUAUUUGCUAAAUGAUACCUCAAUGUUUUGAAAGAUUGAUUGUGUCUCACUAAAUACCAAUCCUAUUAUUGGAAAGUACCAUAGGCUUUGGGAAAAUACAGUUUCUCACAAUUAUAUCAAGUUAAUAAAAGUAUUUAGAAUGAAAAUAAAGACUUAAAUACAUUUUUUUCCUUUUGGAGUUGAACUCUUAUUACAGGGAAAAUAAUAUGAAUUAAAGGAAAUUUUAAAAAUAUUUAAGAAAUGUCAUUAUUAAAUAUUUAAGCAGACCCCAAUUUGGUAAUAAUAUGUGUUCUAAAAGUUCAUACAUUCAUUAGAGUUCAAAAAAUACUUUGUGUGUGUAUGUGUGUGGAGGAAAAUGUAAACAAUCUGAGCAAAAGCUAAUUUGGGAAUUCCUUGUACUACUGCAAUCAUUCUAUAAGUUUGAAAUUUUAUCUAAAUACAAAGUUACCAAAAAAUGUAUUUUCCUAGAGAAAUUAAAUUAUCUGUGAGAAGAUUCCCUAGGCCAGCCUACAAAGUCUCAUUGAAUUGUGGUAGAGUUCAUGGACCUUAGGCAAGAAAAAUGCACAUUUCCAUGACAGAAUGCACUCGAAAUUCACAACUUGGAUGCUAAAAAAGCUAAUGAAUUCCUUUUCCUUCUCUGUCUUAUCCACUUUGGAGGCUAGAGCUUAUGGAGACAUUUUUAGUUCCAGACCAUUGAUGGUAGCCAGAGCCAGAGACCCUACAGGGUAAAUUCUCAAGGAAA